ACUAGCCGUAUUCUCUCCUUUGAGUUCAUAUGAAUUUCUUUAUACAAGUGCUUAUUACCAAUAAAAGACAAUGUAUUCAGCAGAAGUAUUCAUAGCUUUCAUAGCCUAUGUAGUUCAUGGCAAUAUAUCUGUGAACUGUAGCAUCACAUUUUUGUAAUCUGUGUGCACAGGUACUGUGGUUGACAGUAUUGAAAGGCGGGGAAAUGUUGUGCCGUGCAGAGAGCCAAUCAUCUUAUCUGAUUACCCGCAGAAGUCAUUUCAUUGGUUAGUGGAUGUUGCAGAAUCGAACGAAGUUCGUGUGUUGUAUAUUUCGAAAGUAACGGCCGCGUCUUAUGGUGUUUGAUUUUGUUUUGUAAUUUUUAGUGUUAUAUUUUACCGGGUGUAUUGAUAUAUUUUUAUAGGAAAAUUUGUAUAAGUCCCCGAAAAAUGUCAAAUAAACAGCAGAAGGAGAGGAACCAAAACAUUCAGGUUUUUGUUAGAGUAAGACCACUGAAUUCACUUGAAAAGAGCAUGAAGUCCCUUAACAUUGUUGACUGCCCGAACAACCGAGAAGUUGUCGUUAAGGAGCGACCUGUUGAUAAAAUUACAAGGACUUUUGGGUUUGAUCGUGUUUUUGGGCCAAAUUCCAGACAAAUUGAUGUGUACAUGUCAGUUGUCCACCCUAUAAUUAAUGAAGUUCUUGCAGGCUAUAAUUGCACAGUUUUUGCUUAUGGUCAGACUGGUACAGGCAAAACAUUUACAAUGGAAGGAGAAAAGUCAAAUGAUGUAUCUGUUUCAUGGGAUAAUGACCCUUUGUCAGGAAUUAUUCCACGUACACUGAGUAAUCUGUUUGAUGAACUAAGAAUUCAGCAGGUUGAAUUUACUGUCCGAGUGUCCUUCUUAGAGAUCUAUAAUGAAGAACUUCUUGACUUGCUGUCACCUUCAGAUGAUUCUUCAAAAAUCAGACUAUUUGAAGAUGCAACAAAGAAGGGUUCAGUUAUAAUACAUGGUCUGGAAGAGGUGACUGUCCACAAUAAGAAUGAGGUUUAUGCAAUCCUGGAAAAGGGCUCCUUCAAAAGACAGACUGCAGGCACUUUGAUGAAUGCCCAGUCCAGCCGUUCACAUACAGUCUUUUCCAUUACUGUGCACAUCAAGGAGAAUUCACUGGAUGGUGAAGAGCUUCUGAAAACAGGGAAGUUGAACCUUGUUGAUCUGGCUGGCAGUGAGAAUAUUGGUCGGUCAGGUGCUGUGGACAAGAGGGCUCGUGAAGCUGGAAACAUUAAUCAGUCAUUGCUAACUCUUGGACGUGUUAUUACAGCUCUGGUGGAGAGAGCCCCUCAUGUACCUUACAGGGAGUCAAAAUUAACUCGAUUGCUACAAGAUUCUCUGGGCGGCCGGACAAAGACCUCCAUCAUUGCAACAAUAUCACCUGCAGCAUGUAAUGUAGAGGAGACCCUUAGUACUUUGGAUUAUGCCUGUAGAGCAAAGAAUAUAACCAAUCGACCAGAAAUUAACCAGAAGCUCACAAAGAAGUCUCUUAUCAAGGAGUACACUGCAGAAAUUGAGCGAUUACGGAGGGAUCUGGCAGCAACACGUGAUAAAAAUGGUGUUUAUUUGGCAUCUGAGAACUACACACAGAUGAUCAUGCAGUUGGAACAGCAGGAGCAAGAGAUGAGUCAGAUGUUGGCUCACAUAAAGGCUCUGAAGGAAGAGAUGGAUAAGAAGGAGGACCUGUGUAACCAACUGAAUAUAUCCUUGGACAAUUGCAACCAGAAACUGAUGGCCACAUCUACUGAGUUGGAAGUGACACAAGAUAAGUUAAAUGACACCUCCAUGAAACUCCAUGAAACAGUAAAUAGAUGUACAGAGAAAGAGCAUCUGAUUGAGAAGCAUAUGCAUACAGAACGCAUCCUUACUACACAGGCUCGGUCUAUCCUUGCCGUAGCAGACAUGGCAUCAUCUGAUGUAGAGAAGCUUCAUGACAAACUUGCCAGGAAGAGGUCUGUAGAAGAUGUCAACCAAGAAGUUAGUCAAGAAUUCCACUUAGCAUUUGUACAGAAUGUGGCUUAUAUGGAGGACAACCUAAAUAGAUUCAUUCAGGAUUUAACGAAGUUUUGUUCUGGAUUGCAAACAAACUUGGGUGAACGUCUGGAGAAGAGAAGCACUGAGUUAUCAUCUCUCAGCAAUGAAAUUUCUUCUCUGGUAGACAAUCAGAUUCUUCUAAUACUGGACUUAGAGAAGAUGUCAUCUAACCAGGUAUAUAAUGAUCAGCAGUGGAUCCAGCAAUACCUGGUCACAGUGCGUUCUACUUCAGACAGUGAAAUUAACAAUCUUCACAAAUUCCUGACAGAAACAUUCCUUGUUCCGAUGCAGAGUCUGGCUCGUCAGCUUCAGCUGCAGGAGGCUGAAAACCAGGCAUUGAAUCAGAUGAUUGUUAAUCAGAUCCAGCAGAAGUUGGAUGCUGUGAAAGCCUUUGAAACCACACAAAUUGAUGGCUUAUCAAAACUUCGGAACAGUUUGUUGUUGCACACUAAGCAACAGCAACAAGCAUUGGAGACCUCACAGGAAGGAUACCAUGCCAUGGACAAGUCCUUGAGCGGGUUCAAGCAGACUCUCAUAACAGAGCUUCAACAAUUGAAAAACUGGGCAGAUCAUAUGUUGGGCAUCCAUGUAGAUUUUGAGAACCAGUGUAAUGACAGCAAGAAUAAGAUCAACAAUGGCCUGUCUGUUGCCCGAGAGAAGUGCGACCACUUUUCUCAGGAGGCAUCAGUUACUCUAGACCUGCAAUUAAGGAGAAGAACUGAGCAGCUCACUGCUUUUGAGGCACAGACAGAAGAACUGCUCGACAGUGUCAGCAACUCCAGAGAAACAUCUGAACAGCUGAUAGUUGGAGCAAAAAGGCUGCGAGAAAAUAUAGAGGAUAGUGUCUGUUCAGCUGUAUCAAAUGGAGAGCAAGCUUGGAGGAACCACUACAGCUGGACAGAACAAGAACUGAGGAAGUAUUCAGAAAACAUAAAUGGACGAUUCCAGAAUGAACUCAGACAAACUCAGGCUCUUGUGAGUGGGCUUAGGGAGUCUGCAGAUUCUCAUGAAGCUAUACUGGAACAACAACGAAUGGAUUUUGGUACAUUUGUUCGUGAGCGUCAGGAUGAUCUGGAAACUCAGUGUUCCUACGUAAAUGGCUGGAGCCAGAUUAUGACUUCAGGCCUUCAGAAGUGCAAUCAGGAAUUGGAAAAGUUUUUGGAUGAAGAUCUACGGAAGGAUAUACCAACAGGAAAUACACCAAUGCGUAAAGAAUUUUCAUAUCCAAGAGUGCUGGCAGCAACAUCACCACAUGACAAGAUCCUUGCAAAGUUCCGGGAACUGACUGGUGGCAUGCCACACUUGCAUACCGCUGAAGUUGUCAGUUCUCCGUCUAGUUCCUCCAGUGCCAGUAGUGAAGGUGGUUCAGAUGUGGAGUUGCUGAAAGAUAUUCCAUUUAGAUCAGCAUCUGUUACUGACAUAUCAAGUGCAGCAGAUUUUGUUCUUGAUCUUUCUCACCACAGUGAACCAGACUCACGAAAAAAGAGUAGUGAUAAAGAAAAUUCAAAGGCUGUUGGUCUAACGAAGCAUUAUUCAGAUGACAUGCAAUUCAUGAAGAAAAGGCAAACUAAAGAUAAUUCUGUUCGAAGAAUUCUGAAGUCUCAGAACUGAUUAAAUUGAUCAUUUGUGUUCAGUAGCAUAUUCUGCAUUUCAAUAUUAUAAAGUGUUCUUUCAUAAAAUUAUGUAUUAUAAUUUGGAAAUGUAUUGAGUUAUAUUGUGUUCAGAAAAACUGUACAUGAAGUGGAUUAUAAAUCACAAGGUUUCCAAUCUUCUCUCAAUUUCUAUCAGAUAUUUUCUGCAUGACAGACUGUAUGUACUGAAUCUUUAACUGGUGACAUUUGAAUGUGCUGUUAAGAUAUAAUAGACAUCAGUAGAUGACGUGUAUAUUGUAUAGCAACAGUCAUAUUUACAUGCUUUUAUAACUUAAAGUAGUUUUAUUGAGAACAAGGAAGGACCUGGCAGUCCCAGUAAUAACAAUUUGGCCUUUGAGAUUUAACUACAACUAUCUAUUAACACCAUUUUAUAGUAUAGGAAUGUGAUAUUUAGUUUACUGAUGGAUGAAGGAAAUCACAUUGAAUUUUUCUGAUAUUCAGAUAUGUAUUUGAUGUCUUGAUACAUUGCGUGGCAGUGGCCAUUUGAUAAUACUGACCCAAGAAUAUUCUGAUUUCACUUCAGGAAAUUAUGAUUGGAUAUAUGGAUAGAUAUUGACUGAAGGCCUAAAAUUUCUUUUGUAUUGUUCAUUUUAUCUACUUUUAUACGUUUAGUUCGUUAAUGUGAAUUAGUAGGAUGCUAGAGAAUUGCAGUAGUUGUAUGACAGGUGAGUCCAAGAUGUGGAAUUUUGAGGAUAAUGAGUUUUGUUCAUUUGUUGUACGUUUGAGUAACUGAUAUGGAAAUAAAUUAAAGAUAAGUUCAUAAAGAUGGCCAUGUCC
Cryptotermes secundus is the source of this 4490-nucleotide messenger RNA. Its product is annotated as kinesin-like protein Klp61F. Gene Ontology annotation, biological process: mitotic spindle assembly; microtubule-based movement. The transcript is spliced from 19 exons. The coding region runs from base 427 to 3672 and encodes 1081 amino acids. Gene Ontology annotation, molecular function: ATP binding; plus-end-directed microtubule motor activity; microtubule binding. The record is from RefSeq and is a predicted model, not a curated record. Lineage: Eukaryota; Metazoa; Arthropoda; Insecta; Blattodea; Kalotermitidae. Gene Ontology annotation, cellular component: nucleus; spindle microtubule.